Molecule: messenger RNA, 915 nt
Organism: Closterium sp. NIES-67
Lineage: Eukaryota; Viridiplantae; Streptophyta; Zygnematophyceae; Desmidiales; Closteriaceae
Source: the annotation of a GenBank genome assembly
AAAACGAAGAUGAGAGAGAGAGAGAGAGAGAGAGAGAGAGAGAGAGAGAGAGAGAGAGAGAGAGAGAGAGAGAGAGAGAGAGAGAGCGAGAGAGAGAGAGAGAGAGAGAGAGAGAGAGAGAGAGAGAGAGAGAGAGAGAGAGAGAGAGAGAGAGAGGGAGAGGCAAAGAUAGAGAGAGAGAGAGGGAGAGGCAAAGAUAGAGAGAGAGAGAGGGAGAGAGAGAGAGAGAGAGAGAGAGAGAGAGAGAGAGAGAGAGAGAGAGAGAGAGAGAGAGAGAGAGAAAGAGAGACCAACAGAAGGGUAAAGAACAACAGCGUUGAAGGCCCAUGGGAGAAAAGAAAGAGAGUGGGAGAGAGAGAUCGAGAGAGAGAGAGAGAGAGAGAGAGAGAGGGAGAGGCAAAGAUAGAGAGAGAGAGAGGGAGAGGCAAAGAUAGAGAGAGAGAGAGGGAGAGAGAGAGAGAGAGAGAGAGAGAGAGAGAGAGAGAGAGAGAGAGAGAGAGAGAGAGAGAGAGAGAGAAAGAGAGACCAACAGAAGGAGAGAGAGAGAGAGAGAGAGAGAGAGAGAGAGAGAGAGAGAGAGAGAGAGAGAGAGCGAGAGAGAGAGAGAGAGAGAGAGAGAGAGAGAGAGAGAGAGAGAGAGAGGGAGAGACAAAGAUAGAGAGAGAAAGAGGGAGAGAGAGAGAGAGAGAGAGAGAGAGAGAGAGAGAGAGAGAGAGAGAGAGAGAGAGAGAGUUUGAGAGAGUGAGAGAGAGAGAGAGAGAGCUAGAGAGAGAGAGAGAGAGAGAGAGAGAGAGAGAGAGAGAGAGAGAGAGAGAGAGAGAGAGAGAGAGAGAGAGAGAGAGAGAGAGAGAGAGAGAGAGGAAGAACGGGAAAACACAAGAGCAUACGUGACGGAGGUCAUGAUGCCACGAGCAA